CCUAAUUUCAUUUCAUAUAUCUCCACUCUAUCGCUUCUCUCUUUCUCCCCCCACCCUUUCUUUUUAUCGGAAUCUCCACCCUCUCUUUCUCCCCAUCAUCUAUCUACUGAUGGUACCACCAUGUGGUUGACCUUUUUUUUCCGACCAAAUUUGCUGUGUGUGGUGGGUUUUUGUUUUUCUGACUAGAUUCGUUGUGUGGAUGGUGAUGGUAUAGGUAGUGAUGCGGUGGUGGUGAUAAAGGUUGUGGUAGAUUUAGGAUUUUAGGUAUUGGGUAAAUUAGAUUUUGGAUCUAGAGUUUUGGUGGUGGUGAUUGUGCAAGUAGGGAUGAAGUGGUGGCGGCGAUUCUACUAGUCACAUUUUAAUUUGCACAGGUCACAUAUACUAGAUCAGAGGUCACAUGUCAUAUCAUAUGAUUAUAAAUCAGCGUAAACGGGUUACGUAUCAACUUAGAUCAGAGGUCACAUGUCAUAUCAUAUGACAAUAAAUCAGCGUAAACGGGUUACGUAUCAACUUUAACUGGUCUAAUCUAGUCACAAAUCAAACUUACAUAUCUUUGGGCAGUGGUGACAAGUCACAGAUUAAAAUGUACAGGCUAUACAAUACAUACGUCAAAUUGGGAAAAUUGGAUUUUGGAUCAAAUUUCAAUUUCAAUUGCUUAGUGACACAAGAUAAAUUGAUUUAUUGUUAUUUCUUGUUUUGGGAGAAUAAUAAAUACAAUCAUCGGUGGUAUUGCCAACAGUUUUGGUGACGGUAAUGCUUGGUGGAUGGGGUUUUGGUUUGCUGCAUACCAGCUAUCUGAGUUUUGUUCAAGGGACAACUCUUUAACUAUCAAAGAAAUUUUUAGAGCAGCAGAACGUUGAAAAUCUAAGGCUACACACUGUCUCAGAAGCUAAGGAUAUGGAUUCAAUAGAGAAGAUGGUUGCUUAACAUAGAUACUUGUUGGCAAUUUUGGUGGCCGUGAUGCUUGGUAAGUGAAGUUUUGGUGGGUACCGGCGAUUUUGGUGAGUUUUGGUUUCAAGGUGUAAGUGGAGAAGAUGAACAGUGAUUGUUUUUAUUUUUAUUUUUUUUAUUUGGUUCUUUUAUUUUAGUUUUUAUAUGAAAAUGUGGAGUUACCCUUUUGUCCUUUAAAAAUUAGUCAAUAUUUGGUUAGAUUUUUGAUUUUUGAUCAAAUAAGGAUUUCUGUUAAUUUGAAUUCCAGAUACGAGUUUUUUAAAGGUUUGGUACCGUGAGUGUUACAAAUUAAAGAUUUGGGUCAAGUAUGCAUAGAAAGUGAAAGAUUUGGUACUGUGACUGCAAUUUUCCCUAGAUAAAAUCACCUUCCAAUGAGCCCUGUUAUGUGAAAGUAUCAAAGUGAAGGAAAUGAACCGAAAAUAUUUAUGCUGAUAAAAGAAGAGCCAGGGAAAACAAGGUGUUUGGAGUUCAAGUUGUCAUUUAAAAAUAUGAUGUAUUUUGAAUUUAUGAUUUAUUGAUUUGAUGGUAAUUACUAACUAAUCAUCUUAAACCUGUUAGAUUUUCAAUAAUCAAAGUAUGGGAAAAAAUUUCUUCUAUUGUUACGAUAAAUUAAGGUUUUAAAUUUUAAUAUUUGUGAGGAAACAUCCAAGAGGCAGAGGUGUGAACCUGGGCCAUUUUAUUCAUUAGUUGAAGUUUUAUUUCUUUAACACAUCCACUGAUUAUGGCUAACAAUUUUGACAUGGAAACUUUAUUUGGUAUGGCUAAUAUUUUAUUUUGGAAAGUGGCUAGCACACUGCGGCGCGUUAUGUACCGGAUUGACCGAGAAAUUAACAACUCAAAUUCCUACUAUAUAUACCGCCACCCUUUUGAUUUCAAAAACUACAAAUCAGAUUGAGAGAUGCUCCCUGUUUCGGGUUGGGGAUAGGGUUAAAAAUAGGUGAGUCAUGUCUACUAUAUAUACCGCCACCCUUUUGAUUUCAAAAACUACAAAUCAGAAUGAGAGAUGUUCCCUUUGUCCCGGGUUGGGGACAGGGUUAAAAACUCCAAUAACCUGUUUUUAACCCUGUCCCCAACCUGGGAUACGGAGAUUUAUUCAAUAAGAUUCAGAUUCCUUCUCUUACUGUUCCACAAAACAAUACUAUGCUUACCUAUUUAGCCUCCAUUUUCGCUCCUUCUUCCAUCGGAUUCCGGCAACCUCGUAUCUUCCCUUCCACCAAGAUGGAAGCACCGCACAGUAGAUCUCCGAAGUCGUUUUACGAAGUUCUUGGUGUUCCAAUGGGCUCUUCAAGCCAGGAGAUCAAAGAUGCAUAUCGAAAGCUAGCAAGGAUUUGCCACCCUGAUGUGGCUAUCGCUGAUGAGAAGGCGGUCUCCGUUGAAGAGUUAAUGAGAAUUCAUGCGGCUUACUCCGUCCUAUCUGAUGUGGAGAAGCGUGCUGAUUAUGACCGGAGGAUUUUCCGGCCACACCGAAUCUCUGGCUCCUAUUCUGUUACGUGCAUUUCGACCUCUGGUGAUACUACUUGUCGUAAUUGGGAGACGGACCAGUGCUGGUAGUAAUUGACGUGCAGAAGAAAACACAGAAAAGAAGGGACGAGGAUCUACAGUUUUUGGCGAGGUUUGCACGGACGCAUAAGGCCCUAAGAGUCAAUGGAGAAAUGCUAUUUUUAUUUUAUUUUAGUUUCUUUUAUUUUUACUAAAAUUAGGACAUAAAUUGAUGUGAAAUGUUG
Messenger RNA from Olea europaea var. sylvestris, 2675 nucleotides. RefSeq names its product chaperone protein dnaJ 11, chloroplastic-like. The record is from RefSeq and is a predicted model, not a curated record. The coding region runs from base 2092 to 2502 and encodes 136 amino acids. The transcript has 2 exons. Lineage: Eukaryota; Viridiplantae; Streptophyta; Magnoliopsida; Lamiales; Oleaceae.